Molecule: messenger RNA, 945 nt
Organism: Cynara cardunculus var. scolymus (artichoke)
Lineage: Eukaryota; Viridiplantae; Streptophyta; Magnoliopsida; Asterales; Asteraceae
Exons: 6
Coding region: 1-945 (314 amino acids)
Source: RefSeq, a predicted model, not a curated record
AUGGAUGAGGAGAACUUCUAUAAGCAACGGGCUAAAGUGAGAUGGUUGAAUGAAGGGGAUGCUAAUACUAGAUACUUCGAUCUUAUGACCAUUCUUGGGGUCCAAGAUGCUGUUGUUGAUCCUUUUAUGCCAGAGGAGAUGUUCACUAGACGAUUGUCCAUUGCGGGAGGUCGUAGAAUUACGGACAAUAUUCUUAUGGCUCAUGAGCUUGUUUCGGGCUAUAAAAGGAAUGAAGGUUCUCCUCGGUGUGCUUUCAAGAUUGAUGUGCAAAAAUCCUAUGAUACAGUGGAUUGGCAUUUUCUGCAAAAUAUGUUAGCUGGAAUGGGUUUUCAUCCAGUCAUGGUGAGGUGGAUUGGAGAAAUGAAAUGUAUCUCGGAGGCUGAUUCUUUUGGGUAUCAUAAAGGAUGCCAUUCUUUGAUGCUUACUCAUCUUUGUUUCGCUGAUGACUUAUUUGUUUUUACGCGAGGUGAUGUGGCUUCGGUAGAAGUUCUGAAAAAGGCCCUAGAUAUGUUUAAGAGAAGAUCGGGUUUGUCUCCUAGCCUUGCCAAAAGUGCAAUAUUCUUUGCUAAUGUUCCAGAAACUAAAUAUGAUAUUCUAGGUUGUUUACCUUUUUAUGGAGGCUACCUUUCCUAUUCGAGUCUCUCUUCCGUGAUUUCUUAUGGUCACAAGGAAGUAGUGUGGGAUGAGGUCUGUAAACUGAAGAAGAACUCAAAUACGUCUUGGGUUUGGCAUAAGCUGCUGGAUAUUUGGGACCAUUUACGAUCGCUAUUUGUUAUUCAGAUUGGGGAUGGUAUGUCCACGAAUGCUUGGGAGGAUAAGUGGCUUCCUAAUGGUACGUUGGCAAACUUCCUUUGUUAUCGUUUAAUGCAUGCUAGUGGCUUCAAUUCGCUCUCCACUGUGUAUGAUGUUGUAAAUCAAUUGGAUGAUAAUUGGCUGGAGACUUAG